UUCGUAUCGUCUCUUCUUCCUCCGAGAUAGUUCUCUCCUUCCUCGAUCGAUACGUCGCCGCGCGAUCGUCUGCCUUCCCGGAUCCGUCCCCCCGUCGAUUCCGACGGUCGCGUCCGGUACGUGUCCUCUCCCCCCUCCCCAUCUCUCCUCCUCGCUAGCCGGGACGGUCUCCGGGUGCCGCAUCGCUGUCAAGAAUCACCGUCGGAAUUCGCGGUGCAGAGCCGCGUCGCCGACUCCGAUCACUCGACGAAUUUAAUAAUUGUGAAUACGACGAUUUCAAUCGCGUUUCUUCCGAGUGGCUUCGACGGCUGAACUUUAUAUUCCGGAGCUCCACUCGGCGCCACGUACAUACGAUAUUCCGUUUCCCCGAUUAGCACGCUCAGCGCGAGAGAGAGAGGAGAGAGAGAGAGAGAGACAGAAAGAAAGAGAGAGAGGGGAGAGAGAGAGAGAGAGAGAAGAAGGAGAAAUUAGUUUUGCGAUUGUAAAAGACGGCACGUAUAGAAGCGCGCGGCGAUAGGAGCGAUCGCGGCCGUCCCGUCGUUGCGUCACGUCGUUUUCAGUAAUCUUGAACAGAACGAGGCAAGAUGCCGGCCGUCAGAGGAGAUGGUAUGCGUGGAUUGGCGGUAUUCAUAUCGGACAUCAGGAAUUGCAAAAGUAAAGAGGCAGAAAUUAAGAGAAUUAACAAGGAACUAGCAAACAUACGCAGCAAGUUUAAAGGAGAUAAAACACUCGAUGGAUAUCAGAAAAAGAAAUAUGUUUGCAAGCUGUUAUUUAUUUUUCUUCUUGGCCAUGAUAUCGAUUUUGGACAUAUGGAAGCUGUCAAUCUACUUUCAUCAAAUAAAUAUUCAGAGAAACAAAUUGGAUAUCUUUUCAUAUCAGUCCUAGUGAACACUAAUAGUGAUCUGAUUAAGUUAAUCAUACAAAGUAUAAAAAAUGAUCUCGCCUCACGCAAUCCAAUUCAUGUUAAUUUGGCGCUGCAAUGCAUCGCUAAUAUCGGUAGUAAGGAAAUGGCGGAAGCCUUCGGCAAUGAAAUUCCAAAAUUGCUUGUCUCAGGAGAUACCAUGGACGUUGUGAAACAAAGUGCUGCGUUGUGUCUACUGCGACUAUUGCGGACAGCUCCUGAUGUCGUACCUGGCGGUGAAUGGACGUCGCGUAUAGUUCAUCUGUUGAACGACCAACAUCUGGGCGUUGUAACAGCCGCAGCAUCACUCAUAGACGCUCUCGUAAAAAGAAAUCCCGAUGAAUACAAAGGCUGCGUUAGUCUUGCAGUUUCGAGAUUAAGUAGAAUUGUUACGUCAAGUUAUACAGAUCUGCAAGAUUAUACGUAUUACUUUGUACCAGCCCCAUGGUUAUCUGUCAAGUUAUUACGUCUGCUGCAGAAUUAUACACCACCAGCCGAAGAUCCAGGUGUGAGAGGCAGAUUAAACGAAUGUCUAGAAACAAUAUUAAACAAAGCUCAAGAACCACCCAAGUCAAAGAAGGUCCAGCACUCAAACGCGAAAAAUGCUGUUCUCUUUGAAGCCAUUAGUUUAAUUAUUCACAACGAUAGCGAGCCGAAUCUCCUUGUACGAGCAUGCAAUCAGCUCGGUCAAUUUUUAUCGAACCGAGAGACCAAUUUGCGAUACCUGGCACUCGAAUCUAUGUGCCAUUUGGCUACUUCAGAAUUCUCGCACGAAGCCGUAAAGAAACACCAAGAAGUAGUCAUAUUAUCAAUGAAGAUGGAGAAGGACGUUUCUGUGAGACAGCAAGCAGUAGACCUAUUAUAUGCCAUGUGUGAUAAAAGCAAUGCCGAAGAGAUUGUUCAGGAAAUGCUAAAUUAUUUGGAGACAGCUGAUUACUCAAUUAGAGAAGAAAUGGUCCUUAAAGUUGCGAUUUUAGCGGAAAAAUAUGCAACCGAUUAUACUUGGUAUGUUGAUGUUAUCCUAAAUCUGAUUAGGAUAGCAGGCGAUUACGUAUCCGAAGAAGUUUGGUAUCGAGUUAUUCAGAUUGUUAUCAAUCGAGAUGAUGUUCAGGGCUAUGCUGCGAAAACCGUCUUUGAGGCGCUGCAAGCACCCGCUUGUCACGAAAAUAUGGUUAAAGUUGGUGGUUAUAUACUUGGAGAAUUUGGUAAUCUCAUAGCUGGCGACCAACGAUCUUCUCCAGCUGUUCAGUUUCAACUACUACAUUCCAAAUAUCAUUUAUGCUCUCCCAUGACUCGAGCAUUACUACUUUCGACGUAUAUAAAGUUUGUCAAUCUGUUCCCCGAAAUACGCAGCCAGAUCCAAGAUGUCUUCAGACAGCAUAGUAAUUUACGUAGCGCAGACGCUGAGUUGCAACAAAGAGCAUCAGAAUAUUUGCAAUUGAGUAUUAUUGCUUCAACUGAUGUCUUGGCCACCGUAUUAGAAGAAAUGCCAGCAUUUCCCGAAAGGGAAUCCUCCAUUCUUGCAGUUUUAAAGAAGAAAAAACCGGGUCGAGUACCAGAGAAUGAAAUUAGAGAAAGCAAGAGUCCAGCGCCAAACACUAAUCAUCACACUGAACCUCCUCCUGCUGCUGCUACAACCGUGACAGUUAAUAAUUCUUCUGCUGAUUUACUAGGCUUGUCAACUCCACCUUCCUCGCAACCGUCUAGUAAUACAGGCGUAUUGCUUGAUGUUUUGGGAGAUAUUUAUAACAUGCCAAAUAAACUUGGUACUACCAACGGCACCCAAAAUACAUACAAUCCUAAAAAGUUUGUUUGUAAGAAUAAUGGUGUUUUGUUUGAGAAUGACUUGAUACAAAUCGGUGUAAAAUCGGAGUUUAGACAAAAUCUUGGACGUGUAGGUCUUUUUUAUGGAAACAAGACGCAAUAUGCCUUGCACAGUUUUCAACCACAACUAUCUUGGACAGAUGAGAAUCAAGCAAAGUUAGCUGUACAAGUAAAACCUGUUGAUCCUAUAUUGGAAGCUGGUGCUCAAAUCCAGCAAAUGAUCAAUGCAGAAUGUAUUGACGACUAUAAUGAUUCGCCGAGCAUGAUUAUCUCCUUCAUUUACAAUAAUGUGCCACAGAAGAUCACAAUGAAGUUACCAUUAACAAUUAAUAAGUUCUUCGAACCAACAGAAAUGAAUGGGGAAUCAUUCUUUGCAAGAUGGAAAAAUCUUGGCGGAGCGAAUCAACAACGAUCACAAAAGAUUUUCAAAGCGCAACAACCUAUGGAUCUGACACAAGUACGCACGAAACUACAAGGAUUUGGAAUGCAACUGCUUGAUGGCAUUGAUCCGAAUCCCGAUAAUUUUGUCUGCGCUGGUAUCGUUCAUAUGAGGGCGCAGCAAGUGGGUUGCCUGUUACGUCUUGAACCUAAUAAACAAGCCCAGAUGUUCCGUUUAACAGUACGUUCGAGUAAAGAAUCGAUGUCGGUAGAGAUCUGUGACCUGCUGGUGGACCAAUUUUAAACGGCCUAGCAGGCGUAAAUAUUAUCGAAAAAUUAGCACUACGUCGUGAGAGGACAUAUCAUUAUCGAACGAUGAUGUCAUCUCGCGUCGUUCAAAAAGAUAUUGAUGGUUAUUUGUUAAGAAAUAUUUGCGUUGUACCCAAGCUUACACUCAAUAACGCUCUUAUCUAAGAUCUAUAUCUUCGUAUAGGUAGUUUCGUGUCACUAUAUAUCAUUUUAUUGAAGAGGCAUAAGUUUGAAUCAGGAUUAUCGAAAUUAAGUACUGAAAAAAACGAGGGAUAUGUAUAUGAACUGGCUAUGACAGACAGUAUUAUCUCAUAAUCGAGGAUACUAAGGUGUGGAUCUGUUUUGAAUGUGUCUGCAUCUUAUA
Messenger RNA from Acromyrmex echinatior (Panamanian leafcutter ant), 3776 nucleotides. It is a transcript of the gene AP-2alpha, whose product is annotated as adaptor protein complex 2, subunit alpha. The record is from RefSeq and is a predicted model, not a curated record. Gene Ontology annotation, molecular function: clathrin-cargo adaptor activity. Gene Ontology annotation, biological process: intracellular protein transport; clathrin-dependent endocytosis. Lineage: Eukaryota; Metazoa; Arthropoda; Insecta; Hymenoptera; Formicidae. Gene Ontology annotation, cellular component: AP-2 adaptor complex; membrane coat.